Parastagonospora nodorum SN15 is the source of this 1251-nucleotide messenger RNA. RefSeq lists its product as hypothetical. Gene Ontology annotation, biological process: transmembrane transport. The record is from RefSeq and is a predicted model, not a curated record. Bases 1 to 1251 code for a protein of 416 amino acids. The transcript is spliced from 2 exons. Lineage: Eukaryota; Fungi; Ascomycota; Dothideomycetes; Pleosporales; Phaeosphaeriaceae. Gene Ontology annotation, molecular function: transmembrane transporter activity.
AUGGUUGAAGAGAAGCAAGAGACGGUUGACGAGGGUCUGACGUCGUCGAUUGAGGCCGGUGUGGUGGAGGCACCAUACAGCAUCUAUUCUAACAAAGAGAAAUGGCUGAUCGUUGGAAUGGUGGCAUUGGCUGGGUUUUACAGUAUCGGCAUGGCCUUGUGUCCGACAGAUCAGUUCUGGCUCCUGUUGUUCUUGCGUUGUUUCCAGUCCGGCGGCAGUGCGAGCACAAUCGCUCUCGGUGCGGGUGUUAUCGGCGAUAUAUCAACGUCGAGAGAAAGAGGAGGCUACUUUGGCAUGUUCAACCUUGGUCCGAUGCUGGCGCCAUGCAUAGGACCUUCUUUGGGGGGUGUGUUGGCGCAAGAGCUUGGAUGGCGUUCCAUUUUCUGGACGAUUGUCAUCAUGGUCGCCAUAUGCCUGGUGUGCAUCGCGCUCUUCCUUCCAGAGACUCUUCGGUCGAUUGCUGGCAAUGGCAGCAUACCUGUGCCAUACCGUCUACGUGCACUCGUGCCUAUCGUUGGACAUAAAGCGAGUCAGCAAGCAUAUGACCCCGCUACUCAGACCAAGUCAAAGCAAUCCAUUAACCCCUUUGUCAUCCUCACGUACCCAGAUGUCAUUGUCCUUCUUACGUUCACCGGCAUCGUGUACGCUGUGAACUAUACCAUCACUGCCACGAUCUCUUCUGCUUUCGCCAGGAUCUACCCCGGCCUUUCGCAAACCGUGCUCGGACUCUGCUACCUGCCCACCGGCGCUGGCAUGAUCAUUGGCAGUACGAUGACCGGGAAGAUGCUGGACUGGGAAUACUCGCGCAUCAAGAAGCGGCUGGGCGACAACUUCACCAUUGAGUACGCUCGCCUGCGCAUCAUGCCCUUCUAUCUCGGCCUGUUCAUCGUCUGUGUGAUCGGCUGGGGCUGGUCGAUUCAGGCCCGAGCGCACAUGGCAGUACUCCUUUGCUUGGGAACGAUACUAGGAUGGACAUCCAUCGGCAUCCUCAAUACAACGAUGACGCUCAACAUCGACAUCCUGCAGUCGCGUAGCUCUGGUGCGACAGCGUGCACGAACCUCGUGCGUUGCUCCCUUGCAGCGAUCAUGAUAUCAGUCAUCGACCGCAUGACGACUGCGUGGGGCGAUGGCUGGACAUACACGUUCUGGGGUGGAAUUUGCGCGUUGCUGUUGCCGCUUAUGUUUCUAGAAAUCAAGAUGGGCCCGAGAUGGCGCGCGAAGAGAGAAGCGGCGGAGAAAGAGCACGCUUAG